CGCGCGCGCUCGCUCUCCGGGCUUGCCCGCGGCGCGGCGGUGAGAAGCCCUCGGAGGAGCGAGUCCCGAGCGCCCCGAGCUACUGUCAGGAGCUGUUGCUGCCUGAACCGAUGGCGUACACGAUGAGUCCUUCCCCGUCCAUGCCUGUGGGACCCCAGUAUUGCGUCUGCAAAGUCGAACUGUCUGUGUGUGGCCAAAACCUUCUGGACAGAGAUGUGACCUCUAAAUCUGACCCCUUCUGUGUCUUAUUUAUGGAAGUCAACGACAAAUGGACCGAGAUUGACAGGUCAGAAACAGCGGUGAACAACCUCAACCCAGCCUUCUCCAAGAAGUUUAUCAUCGAUUAUCGCUUUGAGGAGGUCCAGAAGCUGAAAUUUGCCUUGUUUGACCAAGACAAAUCAAGCAUGCAGCUGUAUGAACAUGACUUCCUGGGGGAGUUUUCCUGCACUUUGGGCACGAUUGUCUCAAGCAAGAAGAUAACAAGAGCGCUCCUUCUGGGGAACGGAAAACCUGCCGGGAAGGGAAUGAUUACGAUAGCAGCCCAAGAGCUGUCGGACAAUCGCGUGAUCACCCUCAGCAUGGCUGGCAGAAAGCUAGAUAAAAAGGACUUGUUUGGAAAAUCCGACCCCUUUUUAGAGUUUUAUAAACCAGGAGAUGAUGGGAAAUGGAUGCUAGUCCACAGAACAGAGGUGAUUAAAUACACGCUGGAUCCUGUGUGGAAGCCCUUCACUGUGCCUUUAAUAUCUCUGUGUGAUGGGGACAUUGAAAAACAGAUCAAGAUCGUGUGUUAUGAUUAUGAUAAUGACGGAGGCCAUGACUUCAUUGGAGACUUCCAGACUUCCGUCGCUAAGAUGUGUGAAUCCCACGAUGCCUUUGCGGUAGAAUUUGAAUGCAUUAACUCCAAAAAGCAGAAGAAGAAAAGGAGCUACAAGAACUCAGGUGUCAUAAUUGUGAAAUCCUGCAAGAUCACCAGAGAUUACUCCUUCCUAGACUACAUCCUCGGGGGCUGCCAAUUAAUGUUUACGGUUGGGAUUGACUUCACGGCAUCCAAUGGGAAUCCUCGGGACCCCACGUCUUUGCACUACAUCAACCCCAUGGGAACAAACGAAUACCUUUCAGCUAUUUGGGCCGUGGGGCAGAUCAUCCAAGACUACGACACAGAUAAGAUGUUUCCUGCCUUGGGUUUUGGAGCCCAGUUGCCACCAGACUGGAAGGUUUCUCAUGAGUUUGCUAUUAACUUCAAUCCCACCAACCCGUUUUGCCUUGGUGUAGACGGCAUUGCCCAAGCCUACUCCACCUGCCUGCCUCACAUACGCUUCUACGGACCAACCAACUUCUCCCCCAUCAUUAACCACGUGGCUCGGUUCGCGGCCCAGGCCACGCAGCAGGAAUCCGCAGCCCAAUACUUCACCCUCUUGAUCAUCACCGACGGUGUCAUCAGCGACAUGGAUGAGACGAGGCAUGCUGUUGUCCAGGCCUCCAAACUGCCCAUGUCUAUCAUCAUCGUUGGGGUAGGGAACGCGGACUUUGCAGCCAUGGAGUUUCUGGAUGGAGACAACCGCAUGCUCCGGUCGUACACCGGAGAGGAGGCCAUGCGCGACAUCGUCCAGUUUGUGCCAUUCCGUGAAUUCCGCAGCGCACCUAAAGAGACCUUGGCCAAAGCCGUGCUGGCAGAGCUCCCACAGCAAGUGGUUCAGUACUUCAAGCAGCGGAACCUGCCGCCCCUCAGUUCAGAGCCCGCGUAGAGCUGAAUCCGUCGCUCUUUGCCUGCAUGUCCCCCGAACUCGUUGACGACAGAAGGUUGCAUGUCUCACGUGGUUUCAAACAAUUUGUACUUUUUAUUUAAAUGAUCUUAAUUUAAGGAAAGCGACAAAAGUAACACCACCCAGACCUCCCCUAAAGUGCACUUUGCAACACGAGAAGAAUCUGGACUUGCACGCACAGUUCCUGGGCCAAGAAAACUGUUGUCAGUGCAGGACAUUUCCCCCUCCUUAGCUCCAAGAAUCAACUUUUACGUAUUUGAAUGUACUUUGUAUGAUUUUUGUGAAACGAGAGAAAAUUUUUACAACUGGAACUUGCUUUUUCCAAGUCGUGAUGUUCUCAAUUAUGUCAUUGCCCAAAGAAAUGUGGACAGUUCAUGAACAUGUCGUACUUGUACUUCUCAUGUAUGUUAAUUUUUAUACUGUGUACAUGGUUAUAUUUGUUAUACUCAGGUGAAUAAACAAACUUGGACUCUUCGCAGCUUCAUGAAA
Messenger RNA from Elgaria multicarinata webbii, 2252 nucleotides. It is a transcript of the gene CPNE2, whose product is annotated as copine 2. Gene Ontology annotation, cellular component: plasma membrane. Gene Ontology annotation, molecular function: calcium-dependent phospholipid binding. The coding region runs from base 111 to 1745 and encodes 544 amino acids. Gene Ontology annotation, biological process: cellular response to calcium ion. Lineage: Eukaryota; Metazoa; Chordata; Lepidosauria; Squamata; Anguidae. The record is from RefSeq and is a predicted model, not a curated record. The transcript has 16 exons.